AUCUCCCGUGAUUUAUUUUCUAUCCGACAAUUAUUGUUUUAUAAUUUUGUAAGAAUCUUUUUUAAUUUUUUUAUGAUUAAAAUUUAUGCUAAUUGCAGCUAUUUCAAAGAGUCUCUGGUGGGAAUCCAAUGCCGUCACAAGCAAGUGAAACAGCUCUGUCGCUCCCCGCUUUCUCUCGUUCUCUGUGAAAUUUUCAGCUGUUUUUAAUUAUUAUUUUAUCACCAUUAAUCUCCCCUUGAAAAAAGCUUCGUUCUUUACCGUAUCUUUGCUCGCUUCUUAUCUCUCCAUUGGUUUUCUGGUUUCUGCCAUUAAAGCUUCUCUUGCACCUGCAUAACCGACGAAAGAAGCGGCAAGAAUUGUUUUUGUUUGAUUGAGAAGCCGGAAUGAGGUCGGAGACGAGGCUGGCCUCGGCAGUGUUUCAACUCACACCGACGCGGACUAGGUGUGAUCUGGUGAUUAUAGCUAAUGGUAAGACAGAGAAGCUUGCAUCUGGUCUAGUGAAUCCUUUUAUUUCCCAUCUGAAGACUGCCCAGGAUCAGAUUGCAAGAGGUGGCUAUUCGAUCAAACUUGAACCAGAUCCUGGUGCAGAAGCUGCAUGGUUUACAAAGGGCACAGUGGAGAGGUUUGUUCGCUUUGUGAGUACACCAGAAGUCUUGGAAAGAGUAAAUACCAUAGAAUCUGAGAUUUUACAGAUUGAUGAGGCGAUCUCGAUUCAGGGAAAUGAAAAUUUUGGCAUUGGCACUGUGGAAGAACAGCAUCAAAUGAAAUCAAGUGGAAGCAUUGAAGGUAACAAGCCAAUAUUUGAUGCAGAUGCUGAGAAGGCAAUAAUUCUGUAUAAGCCUGUAUCACAUCCCAAUCCACCAGUGUCAAAUGGAUCCAAAGUGCCUGAGGAGAACUCCAAAGUUCAACUUCUAAGAGUUCUUGAGAGCCGCAAAAAGGUUUUGCAGAAGGAACAGGCUAUGGCCUUUGCACGCACCACAGCUGCUGGCUUUGACAUAGAAAACAUGGCCCAUUUAAUAUCCUUUGCUGAGUCAUUUGGUGCUUUCCGACUGAUGGAGGCAUGUGUACAGUAUACGCAGUUAUGGAAAGGAAAGCAUGAAACUGGGCAAUGGAUAGAAGUUGAACCUGCAGAAGCACUGUCUUAUAGGUCCGAAUUUUCUCCUUUGAAUUCAUCUGGGAUUAUUCUUUCGGGAGAUGCCAUUAGACAAAAGGAGUUGGUAGAAGCGUGGCCAGUAUCUAGCCAAGAUACAAGCACAGAGAGCAAUGGAAAUAGCACUAGCCAUGAUAAUGAUAGAGAUAAAAGAUUUCCUUCAGAACCACAGGCACCUCGUGGUCUGCAUGAGUAUUAUCAAGGACAGUUUCAACACCCAGCAUUUCCUCAGUGGCCUAUGCUUUCUCAGACAAACCCUCAUGGAUUUCUUCCACACCAAAUGCAAGCUAUGCCUUACUAUCAAAAUUAUCCAAUGAAUGGCCAAUUCUUUCACCCCCCGCCCACACCAAUGGAAGAACCUAGAUUCAAUACACCAAAAAGAAAGGCGAAAAAGAAGCAUUCCACGAAUAGUGAUAGUACUUCUACUGCAGAAGAUGGUUCAGAUGUAAGUACCUCUGAGUCUGAGGAAGAGUCAUCUAGAGGUCGCAGUUCUCAUCACAAAUCUAGCCAUUCUAGGAAGAAAAAGGGCGUAGUUGUCAUUCGAAACUUAAACUACAUUGCAGGAAAGAGACAUGAGGCAUCUGGAAAUGGAUCAGAAUCUACACAUGACUCUGAAUUUGAAGAAAAUAAGGAUUCAAAAUCUUCAAAGAGAAAAGAUAGCACCACAAAAUCUUUGGAGAUCUCAAAUGUACAGGGAAAGGAUGAAGAUAUAUAUUCACAAGAAGCAGAUGCUGGAAAUUGGCAAGCAUUUCAAAGUUUCUUAUUGAGAGCUGAAGAGAAAAUGACCAGUGCCGUUAAUGGAGACAUAUUGUCUUUUGAGAAGAAGCCUUUAGUGAAGAAAGGGCAAAAUAAUGUUGAACCUGAUCCUAUCCUUCUUCCUGAUAGGGAAUCUAGUAGUUAUCAGGAAGAAAGUAUCAUUGAGUAUGAUGUAAUUAGUGGCAAGGGAAACCGACCAAAGCAUGCUGUUUCAGCUGAUGAAUGUUUAGUAGCAAGUGAAGUUAGAAACCUGAAAGGCAACAUGACAGCCUCUCAGUUCAAAGAAAUAGAAGGUGGAGUUGGUGGAUAUCGAAAAGCUACAAGUGAUGCUUUCAUUAUGUAUGGUCGGGAGAAGCAGAUUCGAAGCAAGAAUUCUUCAGAUCCUCUUGUUGAUUUUGAACAUGAGUAUGGUGGCAAUUCUGAGAAGAGCUUCUCACAAAAUGUAAAUGAUGAGUCCUUCAUGGUUCCUUUACGGCCAGGCUCACAAGAUCUGCAUGGAGCAGAUAGAAGGCUUACUAUUGACUUGGAGUCUGAAUUCCCUUCUGUUAUUCAGAGAAAUGAGGAUUCUAACAAUAAGGGAACUUCUAGCAUUCCUUAUGAGCCAGAUGAUUUGACCUUGAUGAUUGGACGUGCAAGAGAGAGUGAAUCAGUUGGCUAUGAUCCAGCUUUAGAUUAUGACAUUCAAGUCCCUCUUGUUGUCAAACAUGAAUCCAAGAAGCAAGAAGAUGAUGUCUUGGCAAAUACUAAUAUAGGAUUGAUGAAGACUGUCAAGGAAAAGAAGCUGAAAUCUCCUCAGGGUGGAUUGGAGAAGAAAAGAAAGGAUGCAAUGAUGACGAAGAUGUCAUCUUCAAGGUCCACCCCUUUGAAUGAAGCACAAAAGAGAGCAGAAAAACUACGAAGCUACAAAGCUGAUCUUCAAAAGCUUAAGAAAGAACAGGAAGCAGAGGAGAUAAGAAGGUUGGAAGCUUUGAAAAGAGAACGGCAGAAACGGAUAGCUGCAAGAAGUGGUUCCAAUGCUGUUCAAUCACCAGCUACCCCACAACAGCACAAACCGAGGUUGCCUACAAAAGUUUCACCAAGUUCUUUCAAAAGCUCCAAAUUCACUGAUUCGGAACCUGGAUCAAAUUCUCCUCUACAAAAAUUGCCAACUAAUAUUGGUUCAAUUGGAUCCAAUGAUGGUGACAAAGCAUCUAAACCGCCAAGAUCAAAUGACUUGAGUCGUUCUGCAUCAUCAUUGGCUGAGUUCAAGAAAGAAAGCAUGAAACAAGUGGGAAGUUCAGCUUCUGAGCGAAUUAGAAGACUCUCAGAACCCAAAGCCAGUAGUGCACGUAGUGUUCCAGCGAAAUCCGCAAACACUAUUCAAGUAAAUAAGAAACCAUCAUCUGAGGAGCCACAAUCAAAAAAGAUAUCUGCAAUAAUACAGCUAGACAGAACCAAGUCAGAAACCCUGCCAGAACUGAAGAUAAAAGCAUAUAGAACCCCUCAGGAAGCAGUAAAGAACAAGCCAGUAACUAAGCUGCAGAAAGGGGCUGGAAGCAGAACUUCUGUGAUCUCUGAAAGCAGCCAUUGUGAUACGAAGGUUGAGAAGACCCACAGUUUUAGCUACAGUGAUGACAAUCCUGUGAUUGAGAAAACUGUGGUGAUGCUUGAAAAUGAAGUUGUCCACACUUUGCCAGUUCAGACACCUGAAGGGAAGAUAGGUCCAGUGGAUAAAUCAUACAGGAAUGACAAACAAGCUAUAGCUGGAAUAGAUGCUGGAUAUAAUGCUAUUCGGGCACCGCCUUCACAAAUUUAUGGAGUUGAAAUUGAAAAUCCAACCGAAGGCAACCAGAAUGAUGGACUGGACUCUUAUGAGCUUGUAAAUCAUGUUUCAAAGGACGAAUCUGAGAAGUUCUUGGAUCGAACUGUCCCUGAGAUUCCUUAUCGAGCUCCAUUUGCAAGAGCAUCAUCUUUGGAAGACCCUGCUACUGGUUUUUUUCAAAACGCUGAUGUACCACCGCUUAUAAACACUGAAAUGACUGUGACUGAUACUCAAACUAUCAAGGCUCAUAUACACAUCUCAGAUACGAGCGUGGUGGACCAAACAGAUGAAUCACAUGAGAAGACGCGAAACAAAGAAUCAAAGGGUCUUAAAAAGCUCUGGAAAUUUGCAAGAAAAGGGCACAGCUCUGGUUCAGGUGAUGGUAACCUGGAUUCAAAUGGAUCAGUUGUUGAUGAUCAGAUGGCUACUCCCUCUUCUAGUGACACUUCUCGUCCAUUCUCCAUCCUCUCGCCAUUUCGAGGGAGGAGCAAUGAAAAGAAAGUUGCAGCUUGAGCAUGACAAGCUUAGACCAGUGAUUUUGUUUUUGAUAUUGGGCUGUUUGCUUUUUGUAUUUAUGUAAGCAUUUCAAUUUGAAAUGUGUAUUUGUUCAAAUUGAUUUCUUGCAGUUUAUAAAAAUUGAAUGCUGUAUUUGAAUGAUUAUGUCAUCUUCAGUUGGGUGCUUAGUGACAGACAAAAGAGUGAGAUCUGUGCUUUAUCAAUAUUUUGGAUUCCACCUCUCUGCAACAGGAGAAACAAAAAAAUUUGUAAUAUGUAUGCUGUUAAGGCCUCAUUUCUUCGUA
Molecule: messenger RNA, 4507 nt
Organism: Dendrobium catenatum
Lineage: Eukaryota; Viridiplantae; Streptophyta; Magnoliopsida; Asparagales; Orchidaceae
Product: COP1-interacting protein 7
Exons: 12
Coding region: 384-4220 (1278 amino acids)
Source: RefSeq, a predicted model, not a curated record